AGGGAGGGACGGAGGGAGAGGAGAGGAGACGAGAGGAGAGGAACCGAGGAGAGGAACCGAGCAGAGCCGAGCCCAGCCCGCCGCCAGACCGUCCGUGCGUGCGGCUCCGUGCCGGCUUUGUUGUGCUCGGGCUCGGGCCCGGGCCCGGGGGCGGGGAAGCGGAGGGAAGCGGGGAAGGCUCCGCUCCUCCUCCGCGGCCCCGGCCCCGCUCAUGGCGACGCUGGGCACAUCCGGGCCUCUCCUCCUUCUCCUCCUCCUCCUCCGGCGGCCGCCGCUGCCCUGAGCGCCCGGCCCGGCUCCAUUCGCGCCUCCCCCGAGCCCUUGGCGGAGCAGCGGCGGGGGAGCCCCGGCCGGGGCCAUGUCCAACCCGGGGGCCCGGCGGAACGGGCCCGUCAAGCUGCGGCUGACAGUACUGUGUGCAAAAAACUUGGUGAAAAAGGAUUUUUUCCGACUUCCUGAUCCCUUUGCUAAGGUUGUGGUGGAUGGAUCUGGCCAGUGCCAUUCUACAGAUACUGUGAAGAAUACACUUGAUCCCAAAUGGAAUCAGCAUUAUGACCUAUAUAUUGGGAAGUCGGAUUCAAUAACAAUCAGCGUGUGGAAUCACAAGAAAAUUCAUAAAAAGCAGGGAGCUGGUUUUCUGGGUUGUGUGAGACUUCUUUCAAACGCAAUCAACCGCCUUAAAGACACUGGUUAUCAGAGGUUGGAUCUGUGCAAGCUUGGGCCAAAUGACAACGAUACUGUUAGAGGACAGAUAGUAGUCAGUCUUCAGUCCAGAGACCGAAUAGGCACAGGAGGACAAGUUGUGGAUUGCAGUCGGUUAUUCGAUAACGAUUUACCAGACGGGUGGGAGGAGCGCAGGACUGCUUCUGGAAGGAUCCAGUAUUUAAACCACAUCACACGGACAACUCAGUGGGAGCGACCGACACGGCCAGCAUCUGAGUACUCGAGCCCAGGCAGGCCCCUGAGCUGCCUGGUGGAUGAGAACACUCCGAUCAGCGGCACCAACGGCGCGUCCUGCGGGCAGGCGGCGGAUCCGCGGCUGGCCGAGAGGAGGGUCCGCUCCCAGAGGCACAGGAACUACAUGAGCAGAACACACCUGCACACUCCUCCUGACCUACCUGAAGGAUAUGAGCAAAGGACAACUCAGCAAGGUCAGGUCUAUUUUCUGCAUACUCAAACUGGUGUGAGCACGUGGCACGAUCCAAGAGUUCCUAGGGAUCUUAGCAACAUCAAUUGUGAAGAGCUUGGUCCACUGCCUCCUGGAUGGGAGAUCCGAAAUACAGCAACAGGCAGGGUUUAUUUUGUUGACCAUAACAACAGGACGACGCAGUUCACGGACCCGCGGCUCUCUGCAAACCUACACUUGGUCCUAAACCGGCAGAACCAGCUCAAGGACCAGCAGCACCAGCAGCAGCAGCAGGUGGUGUCCCUGUGCCAGCUCCCGGACGAGGCCGAGUGCCUGACGGUGCCGCGCUACAAGCGGGACCUGGUGCAGAAGCUGAAGAUCCUGCGGCAGGAGCUGUCCCAGCAGCAGCCUCAGGCUGGCCACUGUCGGAUUGAGGUCUCCAGGGAGGAGAUUUUUGAGGAAUCCUACAGGCAAGUCAUGAAGAUGAGGCCAAAGGACCUAUGGAAACGAUUAAUGAUAAAAUUUCGUGGGGAGGAAGGCCUUGAUUAUGGAGGUGUUGCCAGGGAGUGGCUGUACCUGUUGUCCCAUGAAAUGCUGAAUCCAUACUAUGGGCUCUUCCAGUAUUCCCGAGAUGAUAUCUACACCCUGCAAAUCAACCCUGACUCCGCUGUCAACCCGGAACACUUGUCCUAUUUCCACUUUGUGGGCCGGAUCAUGGGGAUGGCUGUGUUCCAUGGGCACUACAUUGACGGGGGCUUCACGUUGCCUUUCUACAAGCAGUUGCUUGGGAAGCCAAUUACUUUGGAUGACAUGGAAUUGGUUGACCCUGAUCUCCAUAACAGCUUAGUUUGGAUACUUGAGAACGACAUCACCGGGGUCCUGGACCACACGUUCUGUGUGGAACACAACGCCUACGGGGAGAUCAUUCAGCACGAGCUGAAACCCAAUGGCAAAAGCAUCCCCGUGACAGAGGAGAACAAAAAGGAAUAUGUCAGACUUUAUGUGAACUGGCGGUUUUUACGAGGAAUUGAAGCUCAAUUCCUGGCGCUCCAGAAGGGAUUUAAUGAAGUAAUCCCACAACAUCUGCUGAAGACAUUUGAUGAGAAGGAGUUAGAGCUCAUUAUUUGUGGACUGGGAAAAAUUGAUGUUAAUGACUGGAAGGCAAAUACCAGGUUAAAACACUGUACCCCGGACAGCAACAUCGUGAAAUGGUUCUGGAAAGCUGUGGAGCUCUUCGAUGAGGAGAGGAGGGCGCGGCUGCUCCAGUUCGUGACCGGCUCCUCUCGGGUGCCUCUGCAGGGCUUCAAGGCACUGCAAGGUGCUGCCGGCCCACGACUCUUCACAAUACACCAGAUUGAUGCCAGCACUAAUAAUUUGCCGAAAGCUCAUACCUGCUUCAACAGGAUCGACAUUCCCGCGUACGAGAGCUACGAGAAGCUCUACGAGAAGCUGCUCACGGCCAUCGAGGAGACCUGUGGCUUUGCUGUGGAAUGACCCUCCCAGCCUCUCCCAGACUCUAUUUAUACUCCUGUCAGCCAGAAAGCCCUUCCUUCCCUCAGCCGAGACUCAAGAAAUGCUUGAAAUACAGGAAACUUUCCCUUUUCUACACUAGGACACUGGGAGGGAAAGGACAACUUUUGGAUUUUUUUUUUUAAUUUUUUAAAUUUUUUAUUUCAAGAAAAUAGGUUCUGUGGUUCCUGCCAUAGGAUCAUUCAGCUGCUAUUAAAAACUAAUAUCUUGAACAUACAGAAUGCUGACUUUUCCUACAUUUCAACAGUUAAGCAGUAUUCUAUACUUAAAGACUACUACUAUUUUUGUAAGAGGUAAUCUAUUAUAUUUGCCUACCUGAUUUCUAUUCUCAGAUACCAAGACACAACUUCAGCAGUCGGUACAAGUCACGUUUCAGCCUGUUUUAAAUGUAUGAUACUGAACAGCAUCUAUACCUGCUAUUUUUGGAAAAAAAAUAUUUUGGAUUAUUCUAACUUUGCAUAAAAUUGGCUGAAAGAAUCAUUAAUCUUUUUAAUGAAAGCCACUUACAUGUUAACUGCAUUUUCUUAUAGUAAACCAUUAUAUUCUGCAAUGUAAAUUCCAGGUAAAUGUUGCCACAGGGGCUUUUUUUAUAUUUUUCAAGCAGGAAUUCCAAAUAUGACGUUUUGGGGUCCUAUUUAUAUCAUUUGUCAGAUUCCUCCAGCAGAAUUUCUAGCGAGUGACACAGACUGUAUUUGGUACAGUCCUUGUGUUUACACAUGGAAUAACCUUUUCUUAAUGAACAGUAGAUGUUUUGUUGUUUUUUUUUAAACAGCAUUUUUCUAACAAGUCUGUCAAGAGUAUUUUUUGUUGCUUUUGACCUUAAAUUGAAACACUGCAUUUUUCAGCUGUUGAAGCACUGAUGGGCUUUGUCAGCAGAAGCCUGUCAGCAGUUUGUUCCUGAAUCCAUCCUGUCCAGACAACCAAAGUUUGUUUGAAUGCAGCCAAAUCAUAUUCUAUAUUUGUUGAUGCUAAAGAUUUAUCAGGUAAAACAUGUUGUAAUCUUUGUCCAGCUGCUCAUGACACGUGGGUUUAAGUUACAACUAAGGAAAAAUGGUGUAUUGACUGAAAUAUGUGUAAUGUGCUUUGGAAAUGAGGUUGUAAGAGCACAUAAUUUAUUGAUUGUAGGGAUGGAAGUAAGUAUAUAUAUGAUUUAUAGCAUGGGUUGAUCUCUUCAAAGGGGAAUAAAAUGCACUACCAGUAGAGGGAACUGAACUUUGACGUUAGUUUGGAAAUUCUCAGUUGAGAUCUGUCUGAUCUGCUCGUGGUGUGUGGAUAAAUCAGGCUGCUUCAGAGACAUUCUCCUCUCAGCCAUGAGAAUAUUUGGAAUAAGUAGCAGGUUUUUUCCAAUCAGUGUUGUGUUUUUGUAACUUAGGUUACAAUUAAUCAUCAAAUCUGCACUAUUUUUUCACUGCCAAUGAGAAGAAAGUCAAAGGUAUUGAAAAUGCUAAAGGGAUGGGAUGUAACCAGCUGUUCCAUGUUUGCAGUGUAAGUCACAGUGAAGCAGCUCAUUUGCUGUCUGUUCUGUGGAGCUUGAACUAAGUUUUGCUCUGCCAAGUCUGACUGCCACAGUGAGUAAACUACUACUGGAUGUUGUGUGUUAGAAUAGUGGGCAAGGGACUGCUUUUAUAGAAUUGUGGUGAGAAUCUGGUGAGCCAAAUCCACAUGUUGGUUUAUUUUUUUUGUACAGCUGUUGCUGGCAGGUUUGUUUCAAGAGACUCGCUUCCCUUUCUGGGCUGGCUGCAGGAUGAGGCAAGUUAGGGAUGUAAACAGAAAGCCAAGAGACUUGCUGGGACAGCCAGGUUUGAAAUACAUCAGAGCCUUUUUAUUUCAGUGGACUCUUGCACUCCUAUUGAAGGGUUGGUACUUUUGCAUCCAUGCUGGGCUCCCCAGUUCAGGGCCUUCAGGUCACUCUGUCCCCAUGGGAAGCUGCCCUGUGCCUGUGCAGCUCUGGGGGAGCACAGCAGGUUCUUGCCCAGAAUUUGUCACUCAAAGUGCUGCCUGUGGCUGGGGCCACAGCUCCAGCCCCACCCAAAGCCUCUGCUUUGGUCUGAGUGGUGUGAGUGACUGUUGCAGAGGUUUUACAGACAGGUUCUUGUGACUGUUCACAUAUGAGUGUCAUAGAACUCAUAGAAGUGUGUUUUUUAGGUUUUUUUUUAUCCCCCUGUCCUUGCCCAGGCUGUGGCCGCAGCCUCCCUGGUCAUGGAACAUGGCAAAUUUAAAAUCUGGCUGGUGCAUUUGUUGAAUGCAUAGUUUUGGUUACCUUGCUGUCAUAAAAGCAUCUUUGAGGAGGGAGGAGAUGAGCUCUGCAGAAAAGAGACCCAAGAUCAGCUGAUAAUUACAUUCAUUUUCACAGCAGCCUUAGCAGUACAUCUGUUUUUCUACCAAACAUUUUGGUAUGGCAUUGAGAAUUUUUUUUAAUUGCCACAGAUAUUGUAAAUUUAAUAUAUUAAAGGCAAAACUAUACAAAUCUGCAUUGAACUUUCCAUAGCUGACAGAUGAGGAGGAAUAUACCAAGUAUUUUGAGUGCCUUUCUACCUUCAUAAAGACUGAGAGCUUUAACUAAAGCACCUCAUCACCCAGUCAGAUGUUUAUCUGAAAGUGGUAAAGGUUGAUUCCUUUCCAAAAUUUUGUUUCAAGAACAUGUCAGCUACUUUCCCCUCAAAAAGGUGCUAAGCCUAAUAUUGCAUUUUAACCUUGGACUUUCACCCCAUGAUUAAUGUGAAUAUUUAUUUCAAUGUGUCCCUCUUACUGGGUUUUACUUUAUCCAGUCUUUAGUUGUUUUAGAGAGAUGUCACAUCAUGGUUUUAUGCUGUUGCUUUUCAUUAUGAAUGUUUAAUUAUGAACAGUGACUUUUGUAGAUUUCAAAUAUACAGUUCACAGUUGAGUUUCAGAGGAUUUAAUUUCUCGGUGUAAAGAGUUUAGUAAUGGUGCUUUGUACAGUAUGUAUUCUAAUUUUUUUUUUGCACAUAGGUUCAGUUUCCCUAAACUGAUUUAUUUGUACCAAAUUUUUGUGUUGUACUAAAGUCCAGAGCACAGAAGCUGUUUUGAAAUUCCUGUUCUACAACACUACAUCUGUACUGAACUCCUGGUGUGUUUAAAAGGCUGCAUUGAUGGAAGUACAAGCUUUGCUCCUCUGUCACAGCACCAUCCUCCAGCUCAAUGUAGCAUCUUUUUAAACAGCACCACACAGUUAACAGGUGCCAUUGUUGUACUUUACACUAUGUAGUAGGUUCCUGGCUCUACACAUCCUCAGAACCUUGUCUGUAGUUGUAAUUAGUUUAUACAUGUGUAAUUACUCCUCCACAAACUGACAGUUCUUAGUUUAUCAUUUCCAUUGUAUUUAUUACAGAGUGUUUUAGCGUUGCUAUCAUUGUAUUUUCACCCAGCUGUUACAUGAGCUUUAACAAAAAAAAAAAAUCUGUAUAAAACGGUUUUUAAGUACUUAAUGUAUGUACCCAUGCAGAAGUUGAGCAAUAAAUUGUAUGCUGUUUGCACUGUCACAGCAUCAAUGGUUUUAAAAGUUUUAAGUUGUUCUUAAUUAAAUCUUUAAGAUGUAA
Messenger RNA from Parus major (Great Tit), 6213 nucleotides. It is a transcript of the gene SMURF2, whose product is annotated as SMAD specific E3 ubiquitin protein ligase 2. The transcript is spliced from 19 exons. Gene Ontology annotation, molecular function: protein binding; ubiquitin protein ligase activity. NCBI's taxonomy places the organism in Eukaryota, Metazoa, Chordata, Aves, Passeriformes, Paridae. The record is from RefSeq and is a predicted model, not a curated record. Gene Ontology annotation, biological process: ubiquitin-dependent protein catabolic process; negative regulation of BMP signaling pathway. The coding region runs from base 359 to 2620 and encodes 753 amino acids.